CCAUCCCGUGCCAAGACUUUCUCUGGAGCUUCGCCCUCAAGCAGACGCUGCCUCAAAUCUCAGUCUAAGGUCCCAAGCUCUGGACGUUAAACCCUUUGAGUAGCAGAGAGUUAGCUGGUUGGCAGCAAACUCGGCAGUUCCCUGACCGGGUGCGAGGGACACAGACAUGGCGGAGGAUCUGACCAAAGAGCAGGUGGAAGAGUUCAAGCAGGCCUUCUCGAUGUUUGACACUGAUGGGGACGGCACCAUCAACAUCCAGGAGCUGGGCCAGGUGAUGGAGGCCCUGGGCGAGAAUCUCUCGGAGGACCAGUUGAAGGCCCUCAUCGCCACGGUGGACACCGACGGCGACGGUGCCAUCGACUUCCAAGAGUUCCUGGCAGCCAUAGCCAAGAGGACGAAGGGCUGGAAUAGCGAGGAAAACUUGCAGGCGGUCUUCGGCGAGUUCGACAUCAAUGGCGACGGCCACAUCACCGUGGCUGAGCUCAAGCAGGCCAUGGGCAAGCUGGGUCUGAAGCUUUCCGAGGAGGAGGUGGACGGGAUGAUCCGCGAGGCCGACAUCGACCAAGACGGGCAGGUCAACUACGAGGAGUUCGUGAGCAUACUCACUGGGAAGUGAGUGCCGCCUGGCGCCCCCCUGCGCCCAGCCGCGCGACCCUGGAUCCUGCUCUCUUUCUGCUUUAGCCUGCCCGCUUGCUGCGUUCUCAGGGUCCCUGCUUUUGUGGCUGGACUAUAAAGGGAAAAGUCUGGGUUGGUGGAUGGGAAAUUACCUCAGAAGUGAGAAGGACUUUGCUGUCUUGCACCUGGAUUUUGCGCUGUCAGGGCUACUCGGGACCCUGCCCCCAUGAGACCUCAGACAAAGGCAGACCUCCCUGAGCCUGAUUUCUCCUUUCCGCCCCCGCAGGGAAAUGAGAAUGCUCCCUACCUCACAGGGCUGUUGUGAGGAGUCUCAAGUAAAUGUGAUGGUCUAAAUAAAAGGAAUGUGAAUUCCA
Messenger RNA from Loxodonta africana (African savanna elephant), 989 nucleotides. RefSeq names its product calmodulin. The coding region runs from base 167 to 616 and encodes 149 amino acids. Gene Ontology annotation, molecular function: enzyme regulator activity; calcium ion binding. The transcript has a single exon. The record is from RefSeq and is a predicted model, not a curated record. Lineage: Eukaryota; Metazoa; Chordata; Mammalia; Proboscidea; Elephantidae.